AUGUCAUCUUGGAAUUCUUCAUACAAUUAUUAUCCAUCGUCAUUAUAUGCAGAUAUACCGCUGGCCUGUACUCCUUAUUAUUAUUCGUAUCCUCCGCGAGCAUAUCAAUCACCUUCGUCAUUCGAACGUUCGUCUGUCAUAUCGAGAGAACAAAAAGUAAAUUUACACCGUCAUGAUCGAAAUCAAUCGAAAAUUCUCGAUGAUAUCAAACAACCUUCUGAGCAAACAUCGAUAUCAUUCCAUGUUCAUAAAACAACGAAAGGGUAUCGAUUUAAUUUACACAAAAGAAAAAGUCAUUCACGUGGUAAUAAAAAACGACCGAUGCAAACAUCAGCACCGGCGGUAUCACGAGCGGACAACGCUACGCGUAACGAUGACUCCAUAGAUAACUAUUCUCAAAUUUUGAAGAAUCAAUCGUCAAAUAUCACCGAGAUAGAGUUAGGUGGUAUACUGAACAAAAUUACAAGUGUUAUGAAGAAUUUUAAUAGUAAUAAUAUGGAACAGCAGCAACAUCAAUUACCAAUCUUGAUCGAUAUUCUUAAUGCACUGCUAGAUGUCAAUUCAGUCAUGUUAUCAUCAGUUUCACAGAAUAGCUUUUUCUCUAUCUGUCAAAAAUAUUUGAUUGAUAUAUUGCAGCAAUGGCAACAGAAAGGCUCUCUAACAGAUGAUCAAACUUCUACAUUCUCCUCUACGGUUAAAUUAGCAUCUAUUUUGACUCUUAGUACGACUCUCAUACCGUCUUGGUUAUCUGACUCUACACUUCUCGACACUAUUGCUACUUCACUCACUCACAUAGCCAACACGGGCAAGUUUCUCGACGACAACAACAAACAACCCUUCAGACACUUCACUCAUCUCAUACACACCUAUACUCUCUAUCAACAGCAUCUCAGUCAACAUCCUCACUCCAACAAAGAUACCUUCAUCCAGCUCCUUCAUCCCGUUCAACUCUGUCUCACUUCCACUCAUUUCGUCCAUUCGUUCGCUACUCUCUCCAACUCACUCACAACAUCGCACAAGUUCUUUCUUCUCAAAUGUCCUGCAUUCAUCAGCUCCUAUCACGGCUCGGCACUCGAAGAGACCAUGCACACUCUCUUGUCCACAAUGCUGCCACACUAUGUCACCAUGUUGGACAAGGCCAUGCCUUCGUGUUCUCACUGGAGUCAGUCGAUGAUUCGGUGUGUCGACGCGUUGCUGAGCAUGAUCAACCAUGGCACAGGCGAGUUUGACAACAAUGUGAAACUAGUGAGCGAACACUUACCACUGAUCGAUCAUGUUCUUCGACUGGUGGACGAAGCGUCGUUGUACGAGAAUAUUAGCGAAACGCUGUCGAACGGUGAGACACUGCUGUUGAACAGUGCCAUGCGAUUUCUGGUGAUAAUGAAGAAUGAAUCGAAUAUUCUUGCGCAUAUGAAAGAAAGUCACAAGACGGAGUCGUUUCUUCGUUUGACAUCAUGUCGAUACGAAGGAAUAGUGCUGAAUGCAUACACACUUCUUGCCCAUGCAACUCACGAGGAUGAUAUCAAGACAAUACCUAAUUUGAAUGAGAUACUAGGUAAAAUUCUUCAAUCGCUCAAGUCAACACUCAAAGAGAAAUCUGAUAAGAAAAGUCAAACAAAACAACUUCUGAGUAUUCUGAAAGGACUUGUUCAGCAUGAUCAAGUCAAGGAUGAAAUCAAUAAACGAAACGUCCUCCCGUAUCUUGUCAAUUUGACAGAUGAACUAACAGGAAAAUCACUCGUAUUACUCUACGAAAUUCUAUGGUCUUUAACAUUCUCGGAUAAUAUCGCUCGCGCCCUUCGUAAUAACUCAGCUUUUGUUGAGAAAAUUCAAAAUGUAUCCAAGGGCGACAGUAACGAAGCGAUGAAAAAAGCAGUUGAUGGCCUUGUAUGGAAACUUCUUAAAGAAUCAGCUUUUUUACAAAAAGUAGUAGACCAUGAAGUUGAGGCACAAGAAGCAGCUAGAUCAAAAGGUACAAUUCGAGACAGAGAAAGUGAUGGCGAAACGGCAACGCUUAAUACAAAAGAAGAUAAUAUUUCGUCUGGAGAAAGAUCAUUUCAAUAUGACAUAAUGAUAUCUUAUUGUCACACAGACAAGGAACUCACAUAUAAGAUUUAUAAAUUUCUUGUUGAUCAAGGCUUCAAAGUCUGGAUCGAUCUGGAUAAUAUGUAUGGACCUGCAAUGAAUGCGAUGGCUUAUGCAGUGGAAAAUUCUGAAUUUGUGAUCAUGUGCAUGUCUGAUUCCUAUAAACAAAGCACAUAUUGCCAAGCCGAAGCUGAAUAUGCCUUCAACUGUAAACGACGAUUGCUUCCAUUAAUCAUGAGGCCAGGUUAUCGACCGGAUGGUUGGCUUGGCUUCUUGAUUGGAUCGCGAAUCUAUGUUGAUUUUGGUCGAUUUGAUUUUGAGACAGCAUGUGGAAAACUGAUGAUGGAAAUCAGUUUACAACGAAGAGAAGCAGCUUCAAAUGUAUCUGUUAAUCUACUAGACCAUAUGUCACCUACAGCGGCAACGGCUUUGAUUACAAAUCCUCUGGAAAAGGAGAAGAAACCAUCAUUGAGGAAGCUUUCUGAGCAAUCAACUGCAAACAAAGAUAUAUUAGCGACAAUACUCAAAUCCGUUCAACAAAACACUAAUUUUCUUCGGAAACACAUCGAAACAUGGACACCCUCGGAUGUAUUGAAUUGUCUUUUGGUGCAUCAUUUACAAAAAAUCAUUCCAUUAUGCAACGAAAUCAAUGGUCGUGAACUGGUUCAAUUGCAUAAAAUCUGCACCACUCAUCGACUUCAGGCGUAUUCUAUAAUUAAAGAUGAACUGAAAAGCGAACAUAAAAUACAAAUCACUAUCAACGAUUAUACCAGAUUAUUAACUGUUAUUGAAGAUGCAAUGAAAGCAUCUGAAUCGUUGCCAACUACUUCAACAAUACCAGUAAUAACAAGAAUAACACCUCCACCACGCUUACCAUCACCAGCACCAGCAAAAUUGCUAUCAUUUCCAAUGAGUGACUAUCCACUCGUCACUCCACCGAUGACGUUUAUACCUGCUCCAAAUAGGAAUAGUUCGUAUGAUUUUCUAGUGACUUCGAACGCCUCAGCUCUCGAAACCUUGAAAGUAGUUCACCGAUAUGGUUCUCAGCUGAAUAUUCUCGAUUGUCUUCGUCGCCGGCUAACCAAUGUAUUUUAA
Molecule: messenger RNA, 3180 nt
Organism: Adineta ricciae
Lineage: Eukaryota; Metazoa; Rotifera; Eurotatoria; Adinetida; Adinetidae
Source: the annotation of a GenBank genome assembly